AUGGAGGCGAAGAAGAAGGUCUUCUUCCAGGUUUUGCUGUUGAGAAUUCGGGCUCCUGACAUUCCUCGGAACGCCUGGAGCCGGGAAGACUUACUCAGAGUAGAGGAGGAUCAGGAGCAGUAUAAAAGCGGGCCCUUCUCCUCCCUCUCUCAUCCACUCCUCUCGCCUCCACCUCCUUGGAACAAGGUGCACCUGCGGCCCCGAGACAUGUCCUGCUACAGCCAGUGCCUGCCAUGCCAGCCCUGCGGCCCGACCCCGCUGGCCAACAGCUGCAAUGAGCCCUGUGUCAGGCAGUGCCAGGACUCCACCGUCGUCAUCCAGCCCUCCCCCGUGGUGGUCACCCUGCCCGGCCCCAUCCUCAGCUCCUUCCCGCAGAGCACCGCCGUGGGAUCCUCCACCUCCGCUGCCGUUGGCAGCAUCCUCAGCUCUGAGGGAGUGCCCAUCUCCUCCGGGGGCUUUGGCCUCUCCGGCUUGGGCGGCCGCCUCUGCGGCAGGAGGUGUCUCCCCUGCUAA
Molecule: messenger RNA, 513 nt
Organism: Gymnogyps californianus (California condor)
Lineage: Eukaryota; Metazoa; Chordata; Aves; Accipitriformes; Cathartidae
Product: feather beta keratin-like
Exons: 4
Coding region: 1-513 (170 amino acids)
Cellular component (GO): intermediate filament
Molecular function (GO): structural constituent of cytoskeleton
Source: RefSeq, a predicted model, not a curated record